AUGGUGACGACGCGCUCACGCCCUCAAGGCGACUUCCCCGCCUCGGAGCCAUCGCCUACUAAGAAGACGCCACGAUCGCGCAACUCGACCGCGUCGCCGGCACCGCCAGACUUCAGCGCGUCUCCAUCUGGCGCAGCAUCUCUGGCCAAACGCGCAGUCUCGAAUGCUUUCGACGAAAUAAGCCCUCCUGCUCCCGCCGCAAUUGGCGAAACAGCAUGGUGCCAUACAGCCUCAAAGGUGACACUCGUCUGGCUGUCUAUAUCAUGGCCCCUCGUGCUUUGGGAUACUCUAUACAUCCUGUUGCGCCCACACACCAUGGCUGGAGGCGCGAUUCAAUGGCCACUGUGGACGCCCUACGAAACUUAUGCGGCCAUUGAUUACGUAUACGGAUGGCCCGGAUGGGAAAAUCAUGAUGGAUUCGGAUCAGCACAGGGCGUGCUUAAUGCCAUUGAACUCAUUCUGUACGGACUCUAUGCCCUGACCGUAUAUAACCACGGUCAGCCAGCUGCUGGAGGCACUGGUGUGGAGGUGAGCAAGGACAAAGGCGGUUUCUUCGCCGGCGGCAUCAAGGUGCGAGGCAAGUCCGGUAACCGCGCAGUCCUCAUUGGCUUCACCGCUGCUGUCAUGACACUGAGCAAGACAAUAUUGUAUUACUGCAACGAGUACUUCUCCGACUUCGCUAACAUUCGUCACAAUGACUGGUUCACACUCAUUUCUUUAUACAUUGUCAUGAAUGGCCUGUGGAUUGUUUUCCCUGCGUACAUGGUCACUGUUUUUGGUACCGACAUUAUUACCGCUCUCGACUAUGCUUCCGACCCAUCGUCCAAGAAGCGAAACUAG
Molecule: messenger RNA, 840 nt
Organism: Bipolaris oryzae ATCC 44560
Lineage: Eukaryota; Fungi; Ascomycota; Dothideomycetes; Pleosporales; Pleosporaceae
Exons: 3
Coding region: 1-840 (279 amino acids)
Source: RefSeq, a predicted model, not a curated record